AUGGCUGCAUCGACAAGCGGGUUGAGAUUUUUCUAUUCUUCCACAAGAUCUGUGCGCCAGACGGGAGCAGUGGCUCCCAGUGGCUACCGUGGCUAUGCUACAACAGAUGCUUCCCCAUCCGCCACCGGUGCUGCUCCCGGAACAACGCCGCGUCGUCGGACAACCUUCAAGGAUAAGCUUAAUGCCGGUCCUUCUUUUGCUGAUUUUGUUUCCGGUGGCAAUAAUACUACUCCCCUUGAUCCAUCCGAAGCCUACGCCCUCAAAACGGCGCUCGUCGGGCCCGCCGGCCGCAAGAAGGAAAUGACCCGUUUGCCGUCCUGGCUGAAGACCCCCAUUCCUGACUCGAAGAACUACCAACGACUGAAGAAAGACCUCCGAGGCUUGAAUCUACACACCGUUUGCGAGGAAGCCCGGUGUCCCAAUAUCUCUGACUGCUGGGGGGGGAGUGACAAGUCCGCCGCAACAGCCACGAUCAUGCUCAUGGGCGACACUUGCACUCGUGGCUGUCGCUUCUGCAGUGUGAAGACCUCUCGUACUCCUCCUCCGCUCGAUCCGCACGAACCUGAAAAUACCGCCGAGGCCAUCUCACGAUGGGGCCUGGGUUAUAUCGUCCUGACGAGUGUUGACCGCGACGAUCUCGUGGACGGCGGUGCUCGCCAUUUCGCGGAGACCGUCAUCAAGAUCAAGCAGAAGGCUCCUAAUAUCCUCGUCGAGUGUUUGACCGGUGAUUACGGCGGUGACCUCGACAUGGCGGCUCUGGUUGCUCGGUCAGGGUUGGAUGUGUAUGCCCAUAAUGUCGAGACGGUGGAAGCCCUUACGCCGCAGGUCCGGGACCGUCGGGCCACAUUCCAGCAGUCCAUCCGUGUGCUCGAUGCCGCCAAGAAGGCCGAACCGUCACUUAUCACGAAAACCUCGCUCAUGCUGGGUCUAGGCGAGACAGAAGAACAGCUCUGGGAUGCGCUUCGGCAGUUGCGCGCAGCGAAAGUGGACGUCGUCACAUUCGGUCAGUACAUGCGUCCGACGAAACGUCACAUGGCGGUGCAUGAGUAUGUCACCCCGGAUCAGUUCGAGCUCUGGCGCCAGCGGGCUCUAGACAUGGGCUUCCUCUAUUGCGCCUCUGGACCUCUGGUUCGCAGCAGUUACAAGGCCGGUGAGGCGUUCAUUGAGAAUGUGUUGAAGAAGAGACGUGCAGCCGCCGGCGGAGCAGGAGAGGAAACUGUCCGCAAUACGAAAGCAUCCGUUGAUGAGGCAACACGUUGA
Aspergillus tanneri is the source of this 1260-nucleotide messenger RNA. Its product is annotated as lipoate synthase. The transcript has a single exon. Gene Ontology annotation, biological process: lipoate biosynthetic process. Gene Ontology annotation, molecular function: 4 iron, 4 sulfur cluster binding; lipoate synthase activity. The record is from RefSeq and is a predicted model, not a curated record. NCBI's taxonomy places the organism in Eukaryota, Fungi, Ascomycota, Eurotiomycetes, Eurotiales, Aspergillaceae. The coding region runs from base 1 to 1260 and encodes 419 amino acids. Gene Ontology annotation, cellular component: mitochondrion.